This is a messenger RNA of Sphaeroforma arctica JP610, 796 nucleotides long. RefSeq lists its product as hypothetical. The annotation marks the transcript as partial. The transcript has 5 exons. Gene Ontology annotation, biological process: mitotic cell cycle. The record is from RefSeq and is a predicted model, not a curated record. Lineage: Eukaryota; Ichthyosporea; Ichthyophonida.
ACGCCUCGUACUCACCCGAGGCUCUCCAUCGCCGUGUAUGUUGCUCGUGCAGAGACACAGACUGGAUUGAACAAAUGGUGAAGAAGAACAACUUAGACCACCGUUUCGAUGUGACCAGCCGCGUGACGGCGCAAACAACACAUGUGGUGGCAGGUGCUGAGCCAUGUCGACGCACACUCAAUGUGCUGCGCGCGAUCGCUUAUGGUUGUUGGUUGGUAUCGAAGAAUUGGGUGUUUAAAUCCUAUGUGAUGGGUCAGUGGCAGCUGGAGACCGAGUUUGAACUGCAGGAAGAGUAUCCUGCCGCCAUCAAAGAGCGUCUGGAACGUGAGCUGUGCAAAGCCGAGGGUGUGCCAUACCAGAACACGCUGUUCCAAGACCAUCGCUUCUGUAUCACUCCCCGUCGCACGGUGCCGCCCAAAGAAGACCUCGAAGAACUCAUCAUAGCGUGCAGUGGUCAGAUUGUGAAGGAGAAGUCACAAUCAACAGUAUACGUUACGACAACCGAGCGCAAACCCUCAGCUGCCGCCAGCUAUCACGUCGUUAGUGCCAAAUGGAUCCUCGAUUCCAUUCAGAAAGGCAUGUUGGAGCCCUUUGUGGAGGAGGAGGAUGACGAGUCACAACGUCGCGCACGCCGGAGUCCCGAGUUAUAGUCUAUAUAGCUCGUUUGAGAGAAUAAAACAUGCUGAUAACCCACCAGAAUACUUGUUACCACCCCUUUUGCACAACAUAUAUGAACGCAAUUCUCGAGUGAGUUUCAACGUCCGCCUAUGAACGCCUGUGUCCCUGACUAUUAGAG